Messenger RNA from Varanus komodoensis (Komodo dragon), 1400 nucleotides. RefSeq names its product Bardet-Biedl syndrome 5 (gene BBS5). The transcript has 12 exons. NCBI's taxonomy places the organism in Eukaryota, Metazoa, Chordata, Lepidosauria, Squamata, Varanidae. Gene Ontology annotation, molecular function: phosphatidylinositol-3-phosphate binding. Bases 46 to 1086 code for a protein of 346 amino acids. The record is from RefSeq and is a predicted model, not a curated record. Gene Ontology annotation, biological process: intracellular transport; cilium assembly. Gene Ontology annotation, cellular component: BBSome; ciliary basal body.
GUCAAGGAAGAGCGUGCGGACGCCGCGGAAGGGUGGGCGGUCGCCAUGGCGGCUACGGCUGCGGCGGCAGCGGACUCACUGUGGGAGGACCGGGAUGUCCGCUUCGACAUCUCCGCGCAGCAGAUGAAAAUGAGACCAGGAGAAGUUCUCAUUGACUGUUUGGAUCCUAUUGAAGAUACCAAAGGAAACAAUGGAGAGAAAGGCAGACUCUUGGUAACAAACUUACGAAUUAUUUGGCACUCUAUCGUACUUCCUAGAGUCAACCUUUCUGUUGGCUACAAUUGCUUUGUGAAUACAACAACCAGAACAGCUAACUCCAAAUUAAGGGGCCAGACAGAAGCACUUUAUAUAUUAACCAAAUGUAACAAUACACGUUUUGAAUUCAUAUUUACGAAUGUGGUUCCUGGGAGCCCCAGACUUUUUGCCUCAGUUAUUGCUGUACACAGAGCUUAUGAAACAUCAAAAAUGUACCGGGAGCUUAAACUGAGAUGUGCAUUAAUUCAAAACAAGCAGUUGAGAUUACUUCCAAAAGAACAAGUAUAUGACAAAAUAAAUGGCGUCUGGAAUUUAUCUAGUGAUCAGGGAAAUCUGGGUACUUUUUUUGUUACAAAUGUAAGAGUGGUUUGGCAUGCUAAUAUGAAUGACAGCUUUAAUGUCAGUAUACCAUAUCUACAAAUUCGCUCAGUAAAGAUUAGAGACUCAAAAUUUGGCUUGGCACUUGUCAUUGAAAGCUCUCAGGCGACUGGUGGUUAUGUGCUUGGAUUUAAGAUUGACCCAGUUGAAAAAUUAGAGGGAACAGCAAAAGAAAUAAAUUCACUGCAUAAAGUAUUCUCUGUUAAUCCUAUAUUUGGAGUGGAUUAUGAAAUGGAAGAAAAGCCUCAGCAGCUAGAAGAUCUGACAGUAGAGCAGGUACAGGAUGAUGUAGAAAUAGAAGCAGAUGAGCAGACAGAUGCUUUUGUGGCCUAUUUCGCUGAUGGGAACAAGCAACAGGACCGUGAACCUGUUUUUUCUGAAGAACUAGGACUUGCAAUAGAGAAACUAAAAGAUGGGUUCACACUGCAAGGACUUUGGGAAGUAAUGGGUUGACAUACAUCUAAACAAUAUGCAAUAGAUAAAGAUGUUUAGUUUGUAAAAGUUAUACCUUGGUACCUUUUAAUGAAGUGGCUAUAGCUACUUGAUUUACCAGAAAGAGUAGAGAACGAUGUACAGUUUUCAUGUUAUUAAAUAAGAUCUUAUAUUUGUAAGAAAUAUUUAUACAGUGUAUUGUUUUGUAUUUGUAUAUAGUGCUUUCACUGUUGACUUUUUAAAUUAUUUGCUUAUUUAGAACAUUAUGUAUUGAUCUCAUAUAAAGAACAUAUGUAUUGAUCUCAUGUAAAUAAAGACUUAUUUAAGGGAAAAAA